CACCGCGGGUCGGGCCCCGCCGCGCAGCCCCCCGCUGGCCAGCACCCAGCCACCCACCCGCGGGCACGGCUCCCGUGCGCGGCACCGCGCCGACGGCGUCACCCACGGUUCCGAGCCCGCGGGACGCCCCGUUUCCACCACCCCUGCGUCGCACCGCACCGCACCGCCCGCCGCGGCUCCGUGCCCCCCGGCAGCGUCGGCACAACUUGCCGCCUCGCCUGCGCCUCCGAAACACGCUGACCCCCACCGCGCCGACACGAGCGACGCGGCCCUCGCAUCUGUCGCCGCUGCCUUCCCUUGCCCACGCACGGUCCCGUCUCCGCUGGGACCCCCGAGGAGCGCCGCCAGAAUCGCCCUGCGGGAACCGGGCCGGGGGUCCCGGACUGCCGAGACAGCCGCCGCCGCGGUCCCCAAGCCCCCGCUUACCGUCUGCUGCCCUAGAAGGAGGCCUCGCUCCCCGACACCCGCAUCCCGCUGCCGCCCUUGCCCCGGCGUGGGACCCUGCCGUACAUGCCCUCUCGUGCAGCGAGAGGAAACAGAAGUGGGGUGCUCCCGCUGCUGCUUCGGCACCCACGGCCCGCUCUUUAUACCCCACACCCUACAUCUCCCAGGAGUCGCCAUGGAUCUGGUGCUGGACGCCGCCGACCGGCAUCUCCUCACGCCCUACGUGUACCCCGCCGGCUGGUCCGAAGGCGAGCCCUGCCGCCAGCUCCUCAGCCUCUUCGUCAUCACCAACCUGGGGGCGCUUGCCCUCUACCUGCUCUUCGGCACCCUCAGCUACCACUUCAUCUUUGACCACAACCUCAAGAAACACCCCCAGUUCCUAGAGAACCAGGUGCGUCGGGAGAUCGCCUACGCGCUGCGCUCCCUCCCCUGGAUCAGCGUGCCCACCGUCGCCUUGUUCUUCGCCGAGGUGCGGGGCUACAGCAAGCUCUACGACAACAUCGAGGACUCCCCGUAUGUUUCCCCAGGCUGGUCUGGCGUCUUCCUCAGCAUGCUGUCCUUCCUCUUCUUCACCGACAUGGGCAUCUACUGGAUACACCGCGCUCUCCACCACAAACUGCUCUAUAAGCGCUUCCACAAGCCCCACCACCUCUGGAAGAUCGCAACGCCCUUCGCCAGCCACGCCUUCCACCCUGUUGAUGGCUUCAUGCAGAGCCUGCCCUACCACGUCUACCCCUUCCUCUUCCCCCUGCACAAAAUCACCUACUUGGGCCUUUACAUCUUCGUCAACGUCUGGACCAUCUCCAUUCACGACGGCGACUACCGCGUCCCCCGCCUCCUGCGGCACGUCAUCAACGGGUCAGCCCACCACACCGACCACCACUUGUACUUCGACUACAACUACGGGCAGUACUUCACCCUCUGGGACAAGAUCGGCGGCUCCUACAAGAGCCCCACAGCCUUUGAGGGCAAAGGUCCCCACGACUACUUGCGCAAGCUCCAAGAAAAAGGCCCGGGGGUGCCCAACGGCCCCCCGGCCGCCAAGACCGAGUAGGGACCCCCCGGCUGGGCCCCUCUCCAGGACGAGCUUCCCUGGCCAGAUCUCGUCCCUUUCCUCCCGGCCGCUCAAGACUACUUUCUCACGGACAAAGAGCCCCCGUCCCCCGAUAGCGUGACCGACGCGGGGUGAUUCUCGGCGAGCACCCCAGCCCACCCCCGCUCCCGCCCCCCCCCCCGUGAUGGUGGUGCCCGGCCUCACUAGCGAGUUACGGCCUCCCUCUACGUCGCGGACCUGCCCCGCUCCCCCCGUCGCUCCCCCUCCCUCCUUUGUGUCUUUGCUAAGGUCCCUGCGCUGCUUUAGGACUGUGCUGCUGCUGCUUUACAAAAACAAGGACGUGGCGCAAAUGCAACAAUAACUUUGGCACGAAUAGAACAAUAAUGUGGCUCCUGGCAGGGUCUCCCGUCUCUCUGUGCCGCGUGCCUUCGUUGCCGGCUGAUUCGUCGUCGUCGCUGCCGCGGAGCCCGACGGGACGAGUCGAGUAGAGUUGAGAGACUGACGAUGCUGCAUUUUGUUCUGAGUUGUGUCUCGCGAAAAAAAGCCGCAAACGCCUACUUUUCGGAGAUGGCGCGGGGCCUCCCGACAGCUCAGCCUCGAGAUGCAGCGGGACUCCGCGGCCUUCGACACGCUCUCCUCUUCCCUCUGACGCAGGGACGUCCGGCGGGGCGCUGACAGGACGCGUCCCAGAAAUGGCAUGCCUGUGGGACAAAGAUGCGUGUUGGGUCCCUCGAGCUCCCCGAGAACUUCUGGGAUGGGGGGGGCGGGAGGAGGAACAGGCACAUGAGGGUUCGUGGCCGGCCUUCCCCCCGAACGUCCGGCGUGAUUCCCACCAAAACCCGGUCACCCUGCCGUUGGCUCUGACCUGCGCUCAAUAAAUCUCAGUUGCCGA
Grus americana (Whooping crane) is the source of this 2390-nucleotide messenger RNA. RefSeq names its product sterol-C5-desaturase (gene SC5D). Gene Ontology annotation, molecular function: iron ion binding; oxidoreductase activity. NCBI's taxonomy places the organism in Eukaryota, Metazoa, Chordata, Aves, Gruiformes, Gruidae. The transcript has 5 exons. Bases 620 to 1498 code for a protein of 292 amino acids. The record is from RefSeq and is a predicted model, not a curated record.